AUGGCCGGCGACAAAGAUACCGAGAUGAAGGAUACCUUUGAGGGGAGCGAAGAUGAAACUGGUAAUAUGCCUCCUUCCCCUUUCAAAAGCUGGACGGAAUAUGAAGCAUAUCACGGUGGAAUGAUGAGUCAACCACAGAGGGGAGGAAAUCGCUUUGCUCUCGGCCCAUCAUCAACCCCCGACGCCUUCCUGCCAGUGAGCGGAACUCAACACACUGAACCGACGACUCGAUCUCGGAGAAGGAGUGAAACCCCGGGCCUUUUGCAAAGCUCGACUGAACAAGAAGCAGCUGACGAUGGACAAAUGAGUCGGCCCCAGGUGGAGGGUGACCCCGUUCCUCGUCGCUCAACAACAUACCCCGAAGUCGGCUUCUUCAAAUAUCCAAACACUGGACCGAGACUUCGAUCUCAGGGGAGGGGGGGAAAACUCCCCAGUCCCAUUGCCCAAGGUCCCCCUAAAGGACCGCGCCCAGCGCGCCUCAAUCUUCCCCGGGAAGCAAACUUGGGUCCUAAUGACGACCCCCGCAGCGCGAUAAUGGACCAUCCACGACUGGACUGGGAGACUAGAGAACAGUGGGCAAACAGGGUGAGGUAUGCUCAACAAAACGUCGGGUACAUGUCCAAACCAUGCAUUCCAACUGUUAAGGAAGCCACAGUUCUAGCAAAGGACCUGCAUCACGGGGAAGCCAGAGUAGAUGACAGGAUGCGGGUCAAGAACCGCAUGGAGACUCAGCAUGCGCACAAGAUGGAUAAGAAGCACAGGGAGUAUAACAGGACGUAUACCCAACGCUGGUAUGCAGACAAGAAACUCCGCCAAGAGCGCAACGCAGAAAUCGACCGGCAACUCUUGGAAGAGGUGAGGGCAUGGCAGGAACGUACUGGACAACCCAGAGAGCCAACACCCGAUCCCGCGGAAGAUAGCGGCGAUUCUUACUAUACCCACGAGUAUGAGUUUUCCGGCUGGCCAGGACCUAUAUUACCGCUUGCAUGCCUCUAUUGCCAGCGGAACAAAAGACACUGUACUAUUCCGGACGACGGAGGCUUUCCUUGCUUGCAAUGCGUCAAUUAUAAACAGGAUUGCAAAACCACCCCCGUCGGCCCAAGAAUGCGCGGCACAACGCCGAAUAGCGUUUAUACAAAGGCUGACCCCCUGAACACUGUCUUAAGGAGCACUAUGACUACGAGAGCUGUCUCAAAGAGUGCAGCCCCAGAGGGCGCUUCCAAAGUAAGUGACCCAGAGCGUGCAACCCCAAAGAGUGCAACCCCAGAGGCAGUGUCAGAGAGUGCUCCCCCCAAGCGACCUGCCUUUAAGCAUCCUGCCACGAAGCGUGCUCCCACGAAGCGUGCUCCCACAAAACGUGCACCCGCAAAGCGACCACUCCCAAAGCGUGCUUCCACAAAGCGUGCUCCCACAAAGCGUGCUCUGUCAAAGCUCUCUACUGUACAGAAUGCAGGGAGUGCCAGUCCAGAGAGCGCUGACCCAGAGACUACUAAACCCCAAACCGCAGACCCAGAAGAAACAGAUUGGGCGAGUUGGUUGGAUCAAGGGCAGCAAACUAACUCUCCCCAGGGAAGCCCACAAAUGGGGGGUACCGACCCUACGCUCAUGGCCCGGGAGCCAAAAGGAAAAGGGCCUGAAGUUGCGGUUGCAGAAGGUGACGAUCGUUGCCGCAACUGCAUAGAGAAGAACCGGAUGUGCAAUCCCCCUAAUAAACCUUGCUGGGACUGCAUCCUAUUUGAGGAAAGCCACCUCUGUGAUGGCAGCAAUCCAGAAAAUGACAACAUGGCAGACGAACAAGAUAUCGCAUUAUUCCAAAACUUGCAAGAAUAUCUGGCUGACCCAUCUCCCCAAGAGGAUCUAUACUCCGAAGAAGGUGGCUACUUCGACAAUGCAUACGGUGAUACGAUGACAGCACGAGAACAACUCGAGCGACUCGAGGAAAUCAUGCGCGAGAACAGCCUCUAUCCACCGCUCCCAGUGCCUGACCCACUUCGGAUUUUCAGCACUACUUGGGCAGAGGCUCAGCUUCAGCAUGCUGGCGAGUCUGCGAUGGCCGGGCAAGAACCCGGAGAUCAGGUACCAGAACAUUUCCAACAACAGGAGAUCCCAGCCGCCAGAACUGAAAGCGCACUGGGAAACCAAGCUUCAGGGAACCAAGUCCUCCAGGCAGCACUUCCUGGCGAUCAGUGCCCGGAUACAAUGGAUGGUGUAGAGAAUGAGUAUGACGAGAGCAACAUCGAUCCAAUGCUCCUACACGCUGACCCGCUUCAGUUCUUCGCUACCUUAACAGAUGAACAACUUCUAAAUGCUAGCCGGUAUGAUACCCUCGGGCGAGAAAUCGGACGUCUUGAAGCAGGACAGAUCCCAGGAGGAGAGAGCUCAGCAGCAGCAGCAGCGGGACACGUAUCGCCAUAUACCCAAUCCCCCCAAGCACAAUCCCCUUACCAGCUCCUCCCGGGCGCACGAGACGUUUCCGCAGACCAUGAACAAAUUCAAGGUAGGAUGGCUCAUGCGGGAAGCGCCGAGGAAGCACAGGAACUGGCAGAACUUUUGAGCCGCAUCGAACGCGGGCCAGACGGUUCAUGCCUCGACGACCCGGACUCUUCAUAA
This is a messenger RNA of Venustampulla echinocandica, 2610 nucleotides long. RefSeq lists its product as uncharacterized. The transcript has a single exon. Gene Ontology annotation, biological process: regulation of DNA-templated transcription. The coding region runs from base 1 to 2610 and encodes 869 amino acids. Gene Ontology annotation, molecular function: zinc ion binding; DNA-binding transcription factor activity, RNA polymerase II-specific. The record is from RefSeq and is a predicted model, not a curated record. Lineage: Eukaryota; Fungi; Ascomycota; Leotiomycetes; Helotiales; Pleuroascaceae.